Molecule: messenger RNA, 1878 nt
Organism: Acanthosepion pharaonis
Lineage: Eukaryota; Metazoa; Mollusca; Cephalopoda; Sepiida; Sepiidae
Source: the annotation of a GenBank genome assembly
UUGCCCAGUUUUGAUUGGUCACGACAUACACCUAAAGAGAAGUUUCCUUUUCUCUCUCUAACCCUCUUUAUCUCUCCUUUUCUCCUUUCCUUUCUCUGCAUCACUCUCUUCUCUCUGUAUCUCUCUUUAUUGCAUUCACUUGUUUUCUCUCUCUUUUUAUUUCUCUCCCUCUUUUUCCCUCUCUCUUUCAUUUUCUCUCUCUUUAACACCUUUGUCUUUCUUUUUCUCCUUUCCAUUCCUAUGUUUGCACUGUUCUUUUCCCAUUCUCUUUUUCUCUCUUUCUCUUCCCCCCUCUCUUUCACUUCUCUCUAUUUCUCUCUAUAUCUUUCUUUCUAUUCUUUCCUUUCACUGCACCACUCUUUUCCAUUUAGUCUUUUUUUCUCUUUAUUGCAUUUCUCUCUCAUUUAUUUUUUUUUCUUUCUUCCCCCCUCUAUCUUUCAUUUUUCUCUCUCUCUCUAUUUCUCUCUUUGUCUUUCUUUCUAUCCUUUCCCUCUUUGCACCACUCUUUUCCCCUCUGUAACUCUCUUUAUUGCACUGAAUCAUUUAGUCUUUCUUUCUCUUCCCCCUCUAUCUUUCAUUUCUCUCUCUAUAUAUAUUUAUUUCUCUCUUUGUCUUUCUCUUCCCCCUCUAUCUUUCAUUUCUCUCUCUAUUUGUCUCCCUGUCUUUCUUUCUAUCCUUUUCCUCUUUGCACCACUCUUUUCCCUCUGUAACUCUCUUUAUUGCACUGAAUCAUUUAGUCUUUCUUUCUCUUCCCCCCUCUAUCUUUCAUUUCUCUCUCUCUCUUUCUCUGUGUCUCUCUUUGUCUUUCUUUCUAUCCUUUCCUUUCUUUGCACCACGCUUUUACCUCUCUAUCUCUCUAAAGAUAUACAGAGGGAAAGGGUUUCACUCAAUCAUUUAGUCUCACUUUCUCUUUCCCCCUCUAUCUUUUCGUUUUUCUCUCUAUCUCUGUGUCUCUCUUUACCCUUUUUUCUAUCCUUUUCUUUCUUUGCACCACUCUUUUCCUUCUGUACUUGUCUUUAUUGCACACGAUCUUUUUCCCGCUCUUUUUUCUCUCUUUCUAUCAAUCUUUCUUGGUCUUUUUCUCUCUUUCUAUCAAUCUUUCCCCUCUUUUUUCUUUUCUCAAUCUUUCCCUCUUUUUCUCUUUCUAUCAAUCUUUCCCGCUCUUUUUCUCUCUUUCUAUCAAUCUUUCCCGCUCUUUUUCUCUCUUUCUAUCAAUCUUUCCCGCUCUUUUUUCUCUCUUUCUAUCAAUCUUUCCCGCUCUUUUUCUCUCUUUCUAUCAAUCUUUCCCGCUCUUUUUCUCUCUUUCUAUCAAUCUUUCCCGCUCUUUUUUCUCUCUUUCUAUCAAUCUUUCCCACUCUUUUUCUCUUUCAUCCUAUAUCUCUAUAUUCUAUGCGUUUUUUUAAACAGAUAUUUGACGAAACGAGAAACACAGACAGCUAUUUUGUUUCUGCCAGUCUAUCUAUCUAUCUAUCUAUCUAUCUAUCUAUCUAUCUAUCUAUCUAUCUAUCUAAUUUUUUUAAAAUCUAUCUCUGUUUAAAUCUAUCUCAUUUUGUUUAUAUCUAUCUAUCUAUCUAUCUAUCUAUCUAUCUAUCUAUCUAUCUUAAUUCUGUUGAUAUCUAUCUAUCUAUCUAUCUAUAUAAUUCUGUUGAUAUCUAUCUAUCUAUCUAUCUAUCUAUCUAUCUAUCUAUCUAUUUCAGUCUGUUCAUAUCUAUCUAUCUAUCUAUCUAUCUAUCUAUCUAUGUUUAUUUGUUUCUUCCUGUCCUCGUAAGUUUUUUUCAACUCAUUUCAAUCAAUAUUCCUCAAAAUACCUAUCUAUUGAGAUAUACGCGUAUGUUGAUGAUCGCUGGCAGUUAUAUAAUAUCGAUUCGUUCAAUCUGA